GAGAUCGACUGCGUUUGCCUGGCCGUGUCCGCGCUCUCUGAGCACUUCUCUCGGGCUGCCCUCCGUACCCCGGCCGGCUGCGGGGCCCCCAGCACCAUGUCUGUGAGCGAGAUCUUCGUGGAGCUGCAGGGCUUCCUGGCCGCGGAGCAGGACAUCCGAGAGGAAAUCCGAAAAGUUGUACAGAGUUUAGAGCAAACAGCUCGAGAGAUUUUGACUCUCCUUCAAGGGGUCCAUCAGGGUGCUGGGUUUCAGGACAUUCCAAAGAGGUGCUUGAAAGCUCGAGAACAUUUUGGUACAGUGAAAACACAUCUCACAUCUUUGAAGACAAAGUUCCCUGCUGAACAGUACUACAGAUUUCAUGAGCACUGGAGGUUUGUGUUGCAACGCCUGGUCUUCUUGGCAGCCUUUGUUGUGUAUUUGGAAUCAGAAACACUAGUGACACGAGAAGCGGUUACAGAAAUUCUUGGCAUUGAGCCAGACCGGGAGAAAGGAUUCCAUCUGGAUGUUGAAGAUUAUCUCUCAGGAGUUCUAAUUCUGGCUAGUGAACUGUCUAGGCUGUCGGUGAACAGUGUGACUGCUGGAGACUACUCCCGGCCCCUUCACAUCUCCACCUUCAUCAAUGAGCUGGAUUCUGGGUUUCGCCUUCUCAACCUGAAGAAUGAUUCAUUGAGGAAGCGCUACGAUGGCUUGAAAUAUGAUGUGAAGAAAGUAGAAGAGGUGGUCUAUGAUCUUUCCAUCCGUGGUUUCAAUAAGGAAAUGGCCGCUGCUUCUGUAGACAAAUAGGCUCUCUCCCUGCCCUGGCCCUGUUUACCUCAACGGCUGCCAGUGAGAGUGAGCACAGUGCCGCUUAGAGGAGUUUGGAUGCCCAGUUGCUAAACACUACGCUUUAUUUUCUUAACCAGUUGUGGUGUAUCAGAAGUAAAACAUCUUUGGUGGUUAAAAAAAAAGCAAGGGCAGACUUUUCUUUAUUGUUUCAGUGAAUUUGCUCUGUAAUUCCAUGUGUUUUAGUGUGUCAAGAAGUGUAAAUGUCAACCUCUUGGUAAAGCCCUUUUCUUGUGUAUUGAUACCAGUAUAAUCUUGAUGUGUUGUUCAGUUUAUUGUCUUGUUUGUAACCCUUCCAGACAUGACGUUUGAUGUUUUCUAUAUUCCAAGUUAGCCAUCUAGACACAGGUGUGACCUGGAUAGAGUGUUAAAUAAUUAAAAAGAAUGAUUGCCAAUUAGAGGCAAUGAAUAAAUUAUUUUAUAUUCUUCCUGAUUGUAAGCCUUGUGAGUAAAUCCAAUGUUGAAUUUUUUUUACAAGAGAAACUGGGUUGGGCGUAGGGGUGGGUCUUUCACUGCCAUGAGGAUACAGGAGAAGCCAACUGCAAAGGCAGGCUCAACAGGUUAUUAGGAAGUUCGUAUAGUAAAGAGCUUAGUAAGGUCUUGUUGCAAGCUGUGUUUUAAGGAACACUGCCAAGUGGGGAGCAGGGUUUAAUGUUUUAAAACACAUCUGUCUGAUGUUGCCUUAACAGUCUAUUGGAAAGCAAAUGUGUGUUAAUCUUAAUAAUCACACACAUCUUGAACUUAAUGGGUCAAUUAGGGUAUUUUGAAAAGUUCAUGAAAAACGUAAUUAGAAGAAAAUGUGAUUUUUUCCACGAACUUUAAAGAACCCUUGUGAAACCCCUCCACCUUUUAGCAACUACCUAACGUUUUAAUCUGAGAGCAUAAAGCCAUUUACGUGCAUUAAUUAACAAUGCCCUAACUAAUGUAUCCUUUGAGAAAAUGCCAUGCUUUGUGGGGAAGGAAGUUCAGCUUGAUUUUUUUUUUUUUUUAAGAGUAAGAACAUUCAGUUGUUGAUGGCUAUCCUAACAGAAAUCCUUACAGUUUGAGCCAAGUCAUUUAAAUCCUAGUGGCCCUACUCAUUUCAGAUCGUGCUAAGACUUUCUACCGGGUAAUUUGCUGUGGGCUCUUCAUUUGGAAGUAACCUGUUGACUUAAUCCAUAGUCCUUUGGAGCUCACUAGAAGGAAGGUGCUUAACGUUUCAGAAUAAUAUGAAGUGUUUAGAAAUGUCACCUUAUGCCCAAUCCUAAUAUUAGUCUCUUGUUUAUAUGGUAGGGUAUUUGGCAUUGCCACAAGAGAUUUUUAUGUCGGGCUGAAAGGACUGACUAACCCAAAGAAGAUAGAAAUGAGGUAUCACUGAAUUUUAGUACCGCUUUCUUGAUAGAUCCUUCUGCACAAGAUCUUGUUUAAUGAAAAGUGUUAGGUUCAUAAAAGUGCCUGAGAUAGUUACCGAAAAUGUACUAGAGUAACUGCUGAAUUGAGCAUAAAAACUUAGUGAUGUGAUCAGACAGAUGCACGAGAUUUGAUAAUGGUUUCUGCUUCUGUAAGUACUGAUUGUGCUUAAGAAUAUUAAAACUUUUGGCAGAAGUUCUAAAUUUUAGUUUUAACAUAUUUUAAGAGAAUUAGUACAUUCAUGUUUUGUCAUUCUGUUAGAAUUCAGAAAUGCCAUGUUUAUAAUUACUCAACUGUGUUGCUGGCUUGUAAAGCAAUAAAAACUUUUUUUUUUGGUC
Molecule: messenger RNA, 2549 nt
Organism: Echinops telfairi (small Madagascar hedgehog)
Lineage: Eukaryota; Metazoa; Chordata; Mammalia; Afrosoricida; Tenrecidae
Gene: TSN
Product: translin
Exons: 6
Coding region: 97-783 (228 amino acids)
Biological process (GO): RNA metabolic process
Cellular component (GO): nucleus; cytoplasm
Molecular function (GO): single-stranded DNA binding; sequence-specific DNA binding; RNA binding
Source: RefSeq, a predicted model, not a curated record